UGUGUUUUAUCUUUCUUAUCAAAUAACCAUCUUUUGUUAUAUAAAUUAUAAUUAAUUCACAAGUUUUUGUUUUUUCUGUAUAGAAUCCAUAUAUAAAUAGAAUUUAUAUUUUAAUGUUAUUUUUUUAUAAUUUUAAACAUAAUUUCUUAUUUAAUAUUUUUAAAAGCCGUUAUAAUAAAUAUUUUUCAACUGCCACAUUAACAAACGAGCUAGAAUCUCUAGUAUCAAGCUGCCAUAAAUUGAUAGAGAAUCCGAAUUUGCUACCAAAACACGUUCAAAAAUUACAUAAUUUAGCAUUACAAGUCCGUUCGGGACGUGAAUUUCUAGGAAUAAGCCAAAGUGAUCUAUGUGUUAAUAACCAACCACUCCUGAAGGCUGAGAGGAUUAUUUAUACCAUAUACGACAAGAUUAACCCUGAGUUUUACUUUGUUGCAUCAAGAGAACCAGCCGCUAUAGAUUUUUACAAGCUUUACUUAAGUACAAUUAACAAAUCAAAUUCCAAAGGUCAUCGCGACUCUCUUUCUAAAUGGAUUUCUAAGUAUGAUUUUGAUUCAUUGGGUCUCUACAUUCUGGAGAGUAUUAAUACAAAUAAAAUAAGCUUUAGAAAUAUCUCAAAGGCAAGGUUAUUGUUCUGGAGAUCACACCAAUUUGUAUCUUUUAAAUGA
This is a messenger RNA of Theileria parva strain Muguga, 665 nucleotides long. RefSeq lists its product as uncharacterized. The transcript has 4 exons. The record is from RefSeq and is a predicted model, not a curated record. Lineage: Eukaryota; Apicomplexa; Aconoidasida; Piroplasmida; Theileriidae. The coding region runs from base 114 to 665 and encodes 183 amino acids.